CACCAUUCUAUUCUUUCUCAACACAAAAGCACAGCCACUGGAAGAUUCAUUCCCUCUGUUCCUUUUCAAUUAGCUAUAGCAGCAAUUCAUUUUUUUUCCUCGUAGCAUACAAACGAGCAUGCCGCAGCAGUAGAGUUCAUAUCUGUUCUUUUCAUUUCUGAACAAAAGCAGCCGCAUGAGUUUUCUUUUUCCGUUGGAUGAACAUAGUGUUAGCAAGCAGCAGUUCUUCAUUCUUUUAUUUGGAAUCAACCACACUAAAGAAGCAAGCAUUUUAUCAAGGUGAUUCAGAAGACAAAGUUGAAGAGCAGGAAAAGCCGCAUCUGCCAGACAAAAGUGGCAGAAGGCGCCCAAAUAGGCGCCCAAAAUGGCCGCCUGGUUGGCCGCCUGCGGGAAAAAUUAGAAGUCAACCUCGCUUUGACUCGGGACCAGGAAAAGACUGGAGGCUGCCGACACGAGGAAGAAGGCGGCCGCCCUCGGUGGACGCUUGCGGCACAAGGGGACGAAACCAACCACCGGUCGGCCAGACAGGACGGCAGGCGGCCAGACAGGACGGCAGGCGGCCGCCUGCUGGACCGCCUGCGGCGGCCGGGAUCCGCCGCGAUCCGAUUUGCCAACGAAAAGACGGCAGGCGGCCAUUUGUGACGGAAGGCGGCCGCCCUCUGUGGCCGCCUACGGCUGACGGGACCGGCCACGAUCCGCUGUCGGCGACGAGGACGGAAGGCGGCCGGAGAGAGGCGGAAGGCGGCCGCCUGGUUGGCCGCCUUCGGGGAAAUUUUUCCUAUAAAUUGCCCGAUUUUUGCUGAACUUAAAGACACCAAUUUCAAGCCCAAAUCAGAUAAAAAAGGGCGUCUUCUUCCUCCUCAAAGCUCGGAUUUCCACCAUUGUUGCACCUUCAACUUCAAUCUUUCAUAUCUUUCUCAUUUUAGCUCCAAAUUGUGAGUUCUUUAUAUGUAUUUUCAUCCUUUCAAUGAGUAGAAUCUGAAUCUGUACUUAGUUUUUUCUAUCUGUGCUUCUAAAAUUUUCAGAAAAUUAUUCCACUAUUUCGCAUUUUCUUCUUAAAUUUGAAUAAAAUAGUUGUUGACAUUAAAUCCAUUCCAAUUAAUUAUAUAGUUGUUUACUAUCCUCAAGGUAGUUAUUUAUCAAAACAAAGUUAAUUUUUACGAAGUGGAAGUAAAUUUUAAUUAAUUCCGGCAUUUAGUUGUUAUUAUUGCAUAAAUUAAAUUAAAUACUCAAAAAGGAAAAAAAAUAGUUUCUGUCCUAAUUCCAGUUAAUUCACAGUAAUAUCACUCCUAGUAUUCAAUAUAAAAUUUAGAACGAAUUUAGAAUAUUUGUAGUUGCUUUUUUUGUAUUUUCUAGUUAAUAUUGGGAAAAUUAUCAAUUAGUUGUUAAAAUUGGAUUUUAGGUUAUAAAAUUCGGGAAAAA
This is a messenger RNA of Cuscuta epithymum, 1422 nucleotides long. Lineage: Eukaryota; Viridiplantae; Streptophyta; Magnoliopsida; Solanales; Convolvulaceae. The record is from the annotation of a GenBank genome assembly.